Asterias rubens (European starfish) is the source of this 11883-nucleotide messenger RNA. Its product is annotated as leucine-rich repeats and immunoglobulin-like domains protein 3. Lineage: Eukaryota; Metazoa; Echinodermata; Asteroidea; Forcipulatida; Asteriidae. Bases 933 to 4262 code for a protein of 1109 amino acids. The record is from RefSeq and is a predicted model, not a curated record. Gene Ontology annotation, molecular function: protein binding. The transcript is spliced from 16 exons.
AGUGACCUUUUCAACACCUUCCGUGGCCAAGAAUAUUUCAUGAUAGAGACUAACAAACGCAGUGUUUUGUAAGGCACAGAGUGAGAAAAACUCCAUUAGAAAAACGCCGCUCACUAUGUGCUGAUACCACGGUCGGUAUUGACACACUUUUCGAUCCUCGUUCGAUCGUGAGUAAACAUGAAGAACUCACCAUCUAGUUGUAAGCAGUGACCACUUGCCUACAAGAAGAGCACGCAAGAAGACUGCGUUUUAUAAUUACGUGCAUUGAUACUUCUCAUGAGGAGGAGUAGAAGUAGAAAAAAGACACAGCUAAGAACCCCAAAAGAUCCACACACGCGUGCUCCCCGGCCAACCGAGCAGAGCCAAGUUUUGAGACUCGGAUCACGCCGUCGAUUGAGCGCUGAGGUCCGCCUAGCUUGACGAGGGAUAUCUGGAGGGUUAUUCUGUCUCCGGUCUCUAAUACACGACAAACGGAUUUAUUUCUCUACAUCUCUAUACGUAGCUAUAAAGUUACAAAUUGUUUAUUUUGAACCACAACAAUGACAUAAAUUCUGGACCGAGAGAACGAGGCUUUGGGGAGCGAGCUCGUGGUAGAGCUAGUCGCGUCUGAGUCUGACACACACACCGUCCAGUUUACACUAACGCUUGAUGAACACGACUCGUUGUCAUAAUCAUCAGUCUGAAUUUGGAGAUCAUGUAUGGUUUCACCUGAUAAAGCACAUGUAUACUUUGAACUGAGAGCAACAAUUCGGACUCAAGAAGGGGAGUGAGAAGUCUUCAUUUUCCCUGUCGGUGACGCCGUUAUCGUCCAUUCUACUCGGAGCAGCGAAUACACAGCGUUUGGUUGUGUGUUGUUGAGAUCGAGAGCUUCCCCCGAACACCGUGUGCUGUGCUCCGGUCCGCGGGUUCGACCAUCCAGUCGCCGAAGCAAGAUGGCGUCUGCCUGGGUGACCACAAUUCGAGUGAUAUGGUGGUGGUGUUUCUUCGGUGCUGUGGGCUUCCUUGGUCGGGGUACCCUUACUGAAGCCCAGCAGCAACCUCAAUAUGUUCGAUGUCCUGAAGUAUGUUCGUGUUUAGGAGAAAUGGUGGAUUGCAGUAAACGACAGUUGACGGCUGUGCCAAAUGACAUACCACACUGGGUCAAGAUUCUGGAUUUGAGCAAGAACCAGAUAACGGAGUUCCCAACUCAGUGGCCAAGCAUCAGCAACCUGACCAGGCUUCUCAUGGACCACAAUGAGAUUGAAUACAUUGAACCGGGGUCGAUGGAAGGGUUUGUGUCAUUACGGAAGCUGGACCUGAGCUACAACAACAUCGUUAACAUCACGGAGAACACUUUCCCAUCACAGAGUAACCUCCAUCACAUAUUCCUGAACAACAAUCGGAUAACUUUGCUAGCGCCUAGAUCCUUGGAACCAUUGAGGAUUCUACAAACCCUCAACCUGGAGAAGAAUCGGAUAGAGGAACUCCCUAAAGAGCUCUUCUUAAUGCUGGACAAAUUGGUCACGCUGAAUCUGAGUCGUAACAAGCUGUCCAACAUUAAGAGUCUAAACUUCGAGGGUCUUGCCAAUCUGGAUGUACUCAACCUGAGGCGCAAUCGCAUCUCCACCCUUGAAGACGGAGCCUUCUACGGGCUAGCCACCCUCCAAGACCUCCAGCUAGACGGCAACCGCAUCAGCAACGUCAGCAAAGGGUGGCUGUUUGGUCUCGACGAGAUCCGCCAGCUACUGCUGAGCAGGAAUCUCAUCAACGCUACCGAUCCGGAAGGCUGGAAGUUCUGCCAGUCCCUGGAAGGCUUGGACCUCUCCUUCAAUCGCAUUCAGGUCCUGAAGAGGAACGGUUUUGAACGGUUGCCGGGUCUGCUGGACCUCUUCAUCAACCAGAACGUUGUGUCGAACGUUGCCGAUGGAGCCUUUAAAGGAUUGCCUGCCCUUAAAGUGCUUGAGUUGGGCAACAAUCGCAUCUCAUGGAGUCUCGAGGACAUGCCGGGAGCGUUCGAAGGCCUGACAUCGCUGAAACGUCUCAACCUAGCCAAUAACAAGAUCCGCUCCAUCGCUAAGAAGGCCUUUGAUGGGAUCGAGGGAAUUGAAGACCUGGAUCUUCGAGAUAAUAAUAUCACUUCCAUACAGGUCAACGCUUUCCACAAUAUGGACCAUCUCAGCCAACUGUUGAUCAACUCCAGUACUCUGUUCUGCGAUUGCCAGCUCUCCUGGUUCCCUGGCUGGGUAGAUGCGGCCGGUUACCGAGGUACCAUCGACGGCACGUGUUCCCACCCUCCGCCGCUCAGAGGGGCCAACCUCUUCAGUGUGGAGCCUACUUCAUUCACAUGCGAUGAUAACUCUAAGCCACUGAUCAUCCGGCAACCCCAGACGACCGAGGCACUACAGGGAGACAACGUGUCGCUGGUCUGCAUGGCGUCCAGCAGCAGCGAGUCCACCAUGGAGUUUACGUGGAAGAAAGAUGGCGCGGUUUUGAACAACCCUAACACAGAGGUGUUUGCCAGCCAGGGUGAAGGGAACAUCAGACAGUACAAGAGUGUACUGACUCUGCCUAACAUUAGGAACGUUGACAUGGGAAGAUUCCAAUGUGUGAUUACCAACAAACUCGGCUCAACCAUGUCCAAAACAGCUCGCAUCACUGUGCAUGUGUUUCCCUCCUUUAUCCUGACCCCAAACGAGAGUGAAGUCCGUGUUGGGGGCACCGCUAAGCUGGAGUGUUCCGCCACGGGUGACCCCGUCCCGGUCAUCGCCUGGAAGAAAGAUGGCGGGGACGACUUCCCCGCCGCUCGGGAACGCCGUUUCCAAGUCAUGGAUGAGGAAUCUGAAAUGUUCUACAUCUCCAGCGUCAAGGUGACCGACAUGGGGAUCUACAGCUGCACAGCGACGAACGCCGCCGGGGUGAUCAGCGCCAACGCCACCCUAACCGUCCUGCAGUCUCCUCGAUUCCUGAAAGUCCCCGAAGACAUCACUGUACAAUCUGGUGAAGCUGCCGUCAUCGAGUGUAAGGUCACGGGGUCACCGCGACCCAGGAUAGCAUGGACCAAGGACAAGGAGGCGUUUGAAGUUGACGAUGGUCAUCUAUUGACGGACAAUAAUGGAUUAUUGAUCAUCAAGAAUGUGCGGAUGGAGGAUGAUGGGGUGUAUACGUGUGAGGUCUCCAAUAAAGUAGGCGUUGAAAAGGGCUCGGCCGUGCUGAGUGUACUCCCAAAAAUGAAAUACUCCAGUACAACCACUGGGAUUAUUAUCAUCUUGAUUGUGUGCUGCAUAGUGGGUACAUCACUGGUGUGGGUGCUGAUUAUCUAUCAUACAAGGAAACAGCGGAGACACUUCACAACAGCGCAUGCAGGUGAUCCAGCACUGCCGCCAGAAAUCCCAAGCUCCGCCUUCAACGGCUCCUCAGACGGCACCAUCCACCAAGAGACAAGUAGCGGAAUAUCUAGCGCCGCAACGGACAAGUUCCCUCCUGACAACCCCAGCGACUGCGAUUCGUUGGACGGUGGACCCAUGAUACAUCAUAGUCUCAAGUACAGACAUCGUUUACAUCCGCCGAUGUAUCCCGGUGACUCCAGCGACGCGAUGGACAUCGCUAUUGCUGGAGGAGACGUUGAAGAUGACAAAGGUGAUAGCGUGCUGGACACACCGCAGCACAUCCAUUACGAUAAAGACCUGGACACAGACCCAGAAAGCUGCCCCGAUCACAACGAGUACCCGGGCCACGAGGCCUCGGAAAACACCUUCAACAGACAUCCGUACCCAAGGCACCCAGAGGCCGGGGACCACGUCGAUGGAAUGUCACCAGAUUUCGUCGACGGUACGUUAUCGAGGCUGUUCCACCCUUCGGUGCCGCCGGGGUCUACGGAUCAGGAGGGCCGGUGCACGGCUGAUAAGUUUAAUAGAAGCACCUCUCUUGGUCGCCAUUCACAGGGAUGUGUGCAUUGUCCAAAAGAUCAAUCUGCAUAUAACAGACAUCUCCACCCACACACAAUACCGAGAAGUCAUCGGACUGGUACCCCUCAGCAGACGGCACCCGUCAAUCUCCAUGAAAACCCCACCCCUACCACAGAGACCUCAAAGGUUCCCCACACCCACUGUCGCAAUAACACGCCCGGCAAGAAAUCCAAUGGCGGGGUGUGUCACGACACAACGUCCGCACCAAGCACCCACCUCUCCCCAACCCACAAGACAAAAUCAUUGUCAUGCCACAAAGCGCCCUCAUUGAAGGCACGCCGGGCGCAAAGUAGAAUAUCACCGCCAAGCAAUGUGUAGAUAUGGUUUUAUUUAAUCUUAUUGUUUAUUCUCAAAAGCUGUGUAUUACUAAAUGUUAUGAAAUCUGGCAGAUUUAUUCUACAACUCCUUUUUUUAGCUUUGUAUUAAAAAAUGGCAAGACUUUUUUUUUUUUCGAUCCGAUAAUGUAUCACAUUUUAUAGAUGUUAUUUGGGAAGUUGGUCAUUUGUAAACGUGGUGAUGUAACGUUGUUCGGGCAUCGAUUUCAUGAAGCUAAUAAGCACACUAAACUUAAGUGGAGUACCAGAGUUGCAAUGCGCAUGGCUUUCCAGCGGUGUCCUGCCACUAUACAUCUGGCGGAUAAAGUGUCCAACAUGUGCUGCUUAAGAGCAUUAUGAUAACGGGCCCAGGGGGUGAAUAUGAUGAUUGGGUUCACGCUGGUGCUGUUCUCGUAUCCAUGGAUGUUCCUGUACUGUUCCAAAGAUAAAGCAUUAGUUGUUUCUCAUUCAGACACACUCACACAAAUGAGCAAAACUCAACUGUUUGUAAGGCUUUCUUGUUACUGUUAGUAGACUAUUUUCAUAUGUAUUUAAAAAAUGGCUGAAUAUUAAAACAAUAAUAAAACGUUUCAAAGUAUGGUCAACAAAGCUGCGUUGAUACAGUGUGGUUCUGUAUCGGUCGCCUGUGGUAUGUCUAAUAGGUGCUUUAAUGAUGUGAUGCAUUAUGGGAUUGAUCUCAAUGUUUAAAAAAAAAAAAUACAAAGGAAAGUCACCUUUGGCCCAAUUUUAUAAAGCUGUCAAGUUAGCAAAAUAUAAGCAGGGCACCGGUUGCAUCAAUGUAAACCUAAUUGCUUUUUGGCAGGUAAAAUAUUUGUCUGCUUUAUGGAAUCAGAACAAUGCUUAUUUGUCGCUGUUUGGGCUAAUGGCAUGGCUAUGUUCUCUUACUCCAUUUUACAUACAAUGCAACUUUUUUGCUGAAAUUGAAGACAACAUAACUUCAGAGCUGUACACCCCUUGCGCCGACCUACAAAACUUUUAUUGCUGAACAGUUUUCAAACUACAUGUAUACUGUUUUUAAGGCAGAAAAAUGCGGAUGAACCCCAUUUUGAAUCAUUAGAGAAGAAAAAGAAAAGAAAAAAAGCAAAGAAGUUGUAUUGAGAAUGUGUUGUAAAACUUGUUGCAAAUCUGCCAGUAGGCAAGUUUGCCAUCUAAGCUCGCUGCCCAUCUAAAUGUUAAAUAUUAAUUAAAUAUGUUUUGUAUGUACAGAAAGUUUGUAAAUAAUAUAUUAUUACUUUUAAAAGAAAAGGCAUGCUUUUUCAUCCCACCCUUUAUAUAUAUAUACAAAUAUAUAUAUAAAAUGUUGAUGUUCUUAAUAAUGUACUAAGAGUUUUGUCAAUUAAGUGUUAAUUAAUUUUGUUUUGAUUUUUUUUAUUUAUUUUGUUUUUUUGGUAGUACGAAAAUUAUGAUUGAAAAGAUUGUAGAUAGCUUAAUGAGUAAUGUUUCCUACACGACAAUACCUCCGUUGCUAGUUUUACUAACGUGUUACGUGUUUGAAUGUAAGUUGGUCUGCUUGAUAAAUUUAAUAUGAAGGGUUUUUGUUGUCCCUGUGAUGUCAACGUCGUGCCUCAAAAGUAAAGAAACACCAGUGACAAUCUUGAAUAUGGUAUGUACGCUGCUAACCCUCUAAAUGUUUACGCCAAUUUUUCUGGAAGUAAUACUGGGCCCAAUUUUAUUGCUCUGCUUACCGUAAUCAAAGAAGCGGCGCAUACGGAUGCAGGAAAUUUUGAGUUUAUGUCAAGCACAUUUCACGGGGUUGCAUGGAAUUUUGUUUUGUGCACAGUGCGAACGUCAAAUUACAGGCAUUCUUCCCUUAGUACCGCUAGCACAGAAAUUUGGCAACGCAAAGUAAGUGGAGAACAAUGAUAGCAAGCAUAGAAUUCGGCGGUAAGCAGGGCCAUGAAAUGAUCGCAAGCACAGAAUUCGGCGGUAAGCAGAGUCGUGAAAUUGGGCCCAGGUUCAAAUUGUAAGCUACUUAUUUGUGGACUGUAUGGGUAUCAAUUGAAGAAGCCGCUCGUUAUUAGUGAUUGUAUCGAGUUAGUAUUGCGCAAGCUCAGAUCCUGAGGUGCUAACACGUUGUUUGAAAAUUAAAUCGAUGAAGGUCAAAGUUCGGUGAAGAACGUAUAACAAAUAUGCUGAGUUUAGUUUCUGUUCAAAUGACUGCAUUCAGAUGGACUUGGUUCAAAGUAUGGACGUUUGAUAGAUACGUUUUAUAUCAGUGUUUGGUUUGGCCUACAUCGAUGCAGUAAGAUUGAGUUGGUUGGGAUUCGAAUCAAAUAAUAUCAUAAAACCAAAGAGAUAUGAUUUGUUUGACAAUAGAGGUAGCGGACCACUUCUCUGCUUCAAGAAACUUUUUAAUGGGUCAAAUUUAAUAUGUACCUAGGAACAUUUUCUGUUGUUGAUGUUUUUCUGUUGUUGUUGUGUUCACAAAAAAACAUGAUUCCUCAUGUUGAUUUUUGUGACACUUUUAUCUUUUAUCUUCCAGUCAUUUCAAUUUUUACAUUCAUGUGCUAAACAAUAAUUUACACAAACUUUGUGGAGCUUUACAAACAGAGUUGAAUGUACAUUUGUACUUGAAUAGUCUGUGUGCCAAAAACCGUUUUGAUACCAACUGCCAGAGCGUCAAACUUUUUAUAGCUUUCUUUUUUGGUAUUAAAGUAAUAUUCACAGAAGCCCAACUGUUUUACAUGGAUGGGAUUUGUUGCUGCUGCUGCUGUAUAUAGAUAAUGCACUCAUGGUCAAACUAUUAAUUUGUCAAAAUUGUGAAUCUUUUUAUAUCCACAAGGCAAGUUUGUGUCAUGAUAAUAUGUGGGCUAAUUUCAUAAAGCUGUUCAUUUAGCACAAAUAUUUGCCUUAAGCACAUACAAAUCUAGUUGAAAUGGGUUACCAGCCACAACACAGUGGAAAAUACACUGCCCGUGGCUGGUUCCCUGUAAGAUUCUGCUAAGCUGGGAAAUUUAAGUAGUAUUUGUAGCUGAACAACUUGAUGAAAUUUGGCCCAGGCAGCAGACUCUUUUAUCACACUGUAGCCAGUGGAGUCAGGUUCCAAGUGUGCAGUAAUGGCUGCAGCACUAGUAUGCAUAAAGGGACCUGACUUUUGAGGAUUCCAUUCUCGGAUCUGGUGAUGAGAACUUAUGUGAAAGAAAUCAAGAUGGCUGUACUGUUGUGUGCAUUGGUUUACAAAGGUUUUGGGCUAUUUCCAAAACCAAGCCUAGGCUCUGGCUCUAAGUGCCGUUUGAUGCUUGCAACACCGUACAAAAUGUACACUGUGAAAUUGGGCUUUGGGUACCACUGCACACUUCCGGACUUGGUAGAUCUUUAAAUGGCAAGAAAUUUACAGACAAAAUAUUUGUAAAAUUUGAGGUCAAAAUUGUUCAAAAAAUAAACUUCAAAACUCAAAAUAUUGUAAAAGUUGAAGUGAAAUUUGUUCAAGAAAAAAACUUUUUAAAGGAAUACUCUAAAGAUGAGAAAUAAUAAUUCCAAAUCCGGAAACAACAUUAAUCUCUUUUGAGUUCUGUGGCCAGUUUAAGAGAGCAGUAAAGAGCCUGGACUGAUAACAUGCGGGAACACCAUGGUAUUGUACAUUGUCACUGACUGGUAGCCACUUAUUUCUUCUCAUAAAGUUUCUUGUAUUACGCUUUGCUUGUGUAAAGGGCCCUAAGUUAAUUGAGCUGCUUGAGGGCCCUAAGUUAAUUCAGCUGCUAAAGCUGCCUAAUUUUCUGUUCAGCAUAACUAAGCAGGAACAGCAGAUAAUACACGCAGAAAAGGUACUUUUGAUGGUAACUUUUUUUGUGGUGAGCAAAAAUGUUCCGUGCUUGGCUUCUAUUUGUGCUUAAGCAGCUCUUUUUAAAAUGGGCCCCGGUUUCGAAGCAGUGCUGAAGUAACUAACACUUUGCUGUGUUAUAGACGAAUGCUUGUAUGGCUCCUCAGUGGCUGAUGUUGUGAUCUCUCUGUACUAUUGAUGUCAUGUACAGCUAGUGGUGCAUCUUAUUGAUGUUGUUUCAAUCAUUUUUUUAAGUAAUUACGUAUCCGUCAAUCCACCACCAUUAAUUUCCCACCAUUUGAUUUAAGAAGAAGGAUUGCAUAUGUGGUUAUUUGUUUGACCGAGAUUUCAAGAAUACGGGCUUGGAAGGUAUCACAAGCAGUGGGCAAGAUCAGAGCCUGAUUUCAUGGUUCUGUUUACAAUAGACAAACGUAUUUCACAGGUUAGCAUGGAGUUAUUUGUUUGACCAAGAUUUCAAGAAUACGGACUUGGAAGGUAUCACAAGCAGUGGGCAAGAUCAGAGCCUGAUUUCAUGGUUCUGUUUACAAUAGACAAACGUAUUUCACAGGUUAGCAUGGAGUUAUUUGUUUGACCAAGAUUUCAAGAAUACGGACUUGGAAGGUAUCACAAGCAGUGGGCAAGAUCAGAGCCUGAUUUCAUGGUUCUGUUUACAAUAGACAAACGUAUUUCACAGGUUAGCAUGGAGUUAUUUGUUUGACCAAGAUUUCAAGAAUACGGACUUGGAAGGUAUCACAAGCAGUGGGCAAGAUCAGAGCCUGAUUUCAUGGUUCUGUUUACAAUAGACAAACGUAUUUCACAGGUUAGCAUGGAGUUAUUUGUUUGACCAAGAUUUCAAGAAUACGGACUUGGAAGGUAUCACAAGCAGUGGGCAAGAUCAGAGCCUGAUUUCAUGGUUCUGUUUACAAUAGACAAACGUAUUUCACAGGUUAGCAUGGAGUUAUUUGUUUGACCAAGAUUUCAAGAAUACGGACUUGGAAGGUAUCACAAGCAGUGGGCAAGAUCAGAGCCUGAUUUCAUGGUUCUGUUUACAAUAGACAAACGUAUUUCACAGGUUAGCAUGGAGUUAUUUGUUUGACCAAGAUUUCAAGAAUACGGACUUGGAAGGUAUCACAAGCAGUGGGCAAGAUCAGAGCCUGAUUUCAUGGUUCUGUUUACAAUAGACAAACGUAUUUCACAGGUUAGCAUGGAGUUAUUUGUUUGACCAAGAUUUCAAGAAUACGGACUUGGAAGGUAUCACAAGCAGUGGGCAAGAUCAGAGCCUGAUUUCAUGGUUCUGUUUACAAUAGACAAACGUAUUUCACAGGUUAGCAUGGAGUUUUUUCUUUUACAUUCUUAACUUACACAGCUAAGCACAGAGAUUUAGCGCUUGCUCCAAAGCGAUAACUGGUGAUCACAAGCCAUUAAAUCUGUCCCCUAUUUAGAAGCAAUAGCUUUGUGGCACUGAAAUUGGCUCAUAGAUAUUGCCUCGCCAUGGCAGUGCUGCUUGUAACAUAAAAUACGCCACAAGUUAAACCGUUUUUUUAAACAUCAAUCAAUGCAACAACCAGAGAAGGUAUUAACAAUUAAAAACAAAGUGUCAAGUAGCUCUUUCGAUGAAGUAGGUGAAUUUUGUUCACACUCCUCUCUGUCGGCAAUUUAUUAUUAUUUUUCAAGAAGAUAACAAAUCUUGCGAAUGGUUCAGCAUAUCGAUAGUCGGUAUAAGACAUUAUUUUUGAUAUUUCUUCUCCCUCCUUCCACCCAACCCUUUUUCCAUAGACCUUAUGCGCGCAUUAGGCGUGGGAUGAGGUGCAUGCUGGUCUAGCUAGCGAUCAAGUUUGAUAGACCAGCAUGCAUGGCACCUGGUAGUUUGCGAAAAGGUCUUUGGAUCCUUGAAUAAUGGGAGUUUUGGCUUUAUCCAGAAGGCAGCGACAGUAAUUGACUUAAUUGCCAUUGGUGAAGAUCUGGGCGCAUCCUCACAUUUUUUAUGGUCCACCAGGGACCAGUCAUCAGUCCAAGUCAGUUCUGUGCUUGGUGAUGAUUUUGUCAAGAAACCUGUCAAGUGUUUCCUGUUUGUGACUCCUCUAAUUUUAUUGGAGGGAGUGAGAUUGGGGGUGGAAAAUCUCGAUUGAACUGGGCAAGAAUUAGUUGCGAGUGUCAAAUUAAGUUGUUGGUUCCUGGCGACCUUCACUGGUUUCAUGGUCACAUUGCACAGACUGAGAGAGAAACUCUGGUGUUCAGUUUGUCUUUGUUUGGCUAGUUUUUCUUCCAUUUGGGUUUGUCAAAUAGGCUCCAGGUUACACUUGCGCAAACAGAUCACAACAGUUUGUGAUCCUUAAUAUGUUGAUGCUCUUGUUGUCGUCACCCUUUUUUAAAUAACCAAUCAACACUUCUGAAAUGUUCACCUGUGGUUUCUUACGGUUGCAACGUUGGUAUGUUUGGUAGCGCACAGCUUGUUCAACUCAAAAUUGUUGGCAAACCUUGACACACAAGUGGAACAUGCCCCCAAGUUUACAGAAGCUUAUCUUUAUCAUGCAACUAAGUCUUGUUGAAUGUCUAUGUGAGCAUAUUCCACAAAUGAUUCAAGUGCUGUUCAGUUACUUAGAUACUUGUUUGGGAUUUAGAACCCUCAUUUUUGUGAUCAAAGCCAAGCAGUCUAACCAAAGUAUCGGUAUUGAACUUCCCAUGGAUUAUUUCCACAGUGCAGCCAUCUUUGUUUUAUCUCAUUCUAAUCCAUGCAAUAUCCAUCUCGAGGCUGGAUGGGAAAGUAGUCUGAUCCCUCGUUUGUAAAAGGAGAUACAGUUUCCAUAAACAGGAUCGCAGACAGGGAACAUGGCAGUGGCAUAAUGAAACUGGACAUUUUUUCUUCAGUAUUUUUGGUGUAUUUUUACAGCUUUUAAUGUGCAAAGACAAACAUAACUUCACUCCAAACAAGGAGGUAGAAAUGUUCCAACCAACCAUAAUGUUAAGUCAACACAAACAAUGUCAUUUAUUUCUUGUGUGCUCUCUAAAAAGACAAAAAUGCUUGUGUGACUGGAUGAUAAAGAUUGUUUUUAACAACGGUACAACAGGGUGUAAACUUUAAAAACUGAGGUCCGAUUUUGCCUCGGGAAAAAGAAAAAAAAAGUAUGAAACAAUUUAAAUGUUAAAUUACAGGUACAAACUUUUAUUGAUAACUAUUAUUUCCCUACUUUUCUGAAAUAACAGACUUUUCUUUUCUACAUUUCUAUAUUAAAAUAAAAAAAAGAACACUGGAUAGUUAAUACAUCUUUGGUUAUUUCUUUAAAAAAAAGAUACUAGCCCUCAAGAGAUCCAAGAAAAUCCUCGAGAAUUUGUAAAACACUGGUAGCAGUACCUUUACCUUCAGUGUCAGUUAAAAAAUGAAAUAGUUAUGGUAAAGUCUGCUCCCAUCCCCACCCUCAAAUGACUACCCUUCCUCCUUACCCUAUCUCCAAGGCCAACUUCAGCCCUCGUUAGAAAUAUUUACCAACAAAAAACCAAAGAUAACUAAUCGUAACUUAAUUAUCCGAAUACUAAAAGGCAUUGGUAAGAAAUUAAAUAAAAAGAAAACUCUAAUUUUGACGAUAGCUAUAUUUAUGUACAAUUAUGAACAAUGGAGGUACGCCCACUUUAUAGGUACAUGAUUGGAAAACCACCCUGAUUUGUGUUUAUUUGAUUUUUAAAGACGUGUAUCCGUUUAAAAUACAUGUUCCACCGCGGUGUACUGCAAUCUUCUAAAGACUGCAUUUUGUUUGUUGUAGGAGUGGAGUUUUCCCGUUACAAACAUUGUACAGUAAUGUAAAAAUAUUUGAGAAGAAGGCUUAGUAAAAUGCUAAAACAAAGUGAA